ACGCUAGCUGUCGCACUUGUUCCUUCAGGCGUGAGGUUUUUCUCUGAGACAAGAUUCUGAGAGAUUCCCCUUGACUCAGUCCCAGAUAGAGGAUUAAUCUCCUGAAAAACAGCCCAGAAUGACCACAUUUCUGGAACAUGAAGAACAAAAAGGACUUCUAAUAGUUAAAGCAGAAGACCAUUACAGGGGACAGGACUCUAUCUCACAAAAGUCCAGUCCUCACAGAAGGGAACUCUUCAGGCAGCACUUUAGGAAGCUCUGCUAUCAGGACUCACCUGGACCCCGUGAAGCUCUUACCCAACUCUGGGACCUUUGCCGCCAGUGGCUGAGACCAGAAUGCCACACAAAAGAGCAGAUUUUAGACCUGCUGGUGCUUGAACAAUUUCUGAGCAUUCUUCCCAGGGACCUGCAAGCAUGGGUGCAGGCACACCAUCCAGAGACUGGAGAGGAGGCGGUGACUGUGCUGGAGGAUCUGGAGAGAAAGCUUGAUGAACCUCGAAAGCAGGUUCCAGGCAAUUCAGAAAGACAGGAUGCACUUUUGGACAAGUUGGCCCCCUUGAGAAGGCCACAUGAGUCAUUGACUAUCCAGCUUCAUCCCAAGAAGACCUGGCAGGAGCAGAAAUCUGGGGAGGCCCAAAGGAAUGGUGAUGAAACCAAGACUAAAACUGAAGAGUUGUCCCAGAAGGAAGAUAAAUCCAAAGACAUGGAAUUCUUUGGGAAGAUAAAUGACAGACUUUACAAAGAUAUUCUUCAGUAUCCUGAAUCCAAAGAUGCUUUUGAAAGUGAGGGCAUUUUCGAGUGGCAACAGAGGAAAAGAAGAUGCUAUAAAUGUGAUGACUGUAGAAAAAGUUUCAGUCAUAGCUCAGACCUUAGUAAACACAGGAGAACGCACACUGGAGAAAAGCCCUAUAAAUGUGAUGAAUGUGGAAAAUCUUUCAUUCAGCACUCACAUCUCAUUGGACAUCAUAGAGUACACACUGGGGUGAAACCCUAUAAAUGUAAAGAAUGUGGGAAAGAUUUCAGUGGGCGCACAGGUCUCAUUCAGCAUCAGAGAAUCCACACAGGUGAAAAACCCUAUGAAUGUGAUGAGUGUGGGAGGCCCUUCCGUGUAAGUUCAGCCCUUAUUAGACAUCAAAGAAUUCAUACAGUAAAUAAGCUCUAUUAA
Budorcas taxicolor (takin) is the source of this 1165-nucleotide messenger RNA. It is a transcript of the gene ZSCAN16, whose product is annotated as zinc finger and SCAN domain containing 16. Gene Ontology annotation, molecular function: RNA polymerase II cis-regulatory region sequence-specific DNA binding; DNA-binding transcription factor activity, RNA polymerase II-specific. Lineage: Eukaryota; Metazoa; Chordata; Mammalia; Artiodactyla; Bovidae. Bases 119 to 1165 code for a protein of 348 amino acids. Gene Ontology annotation, biological process: regulation of transcription by RNA polymerase II. The record is from RefSeq and is a predicted model, not a curated record. The transcript has 4 exons.